GUCUGGAAGCAAAGCAGCAACUACUUAAUGCUAGUCUGCUAGGUUUAUGAACAGUUUGUUUGGAGGGCAGAAAUGGAAUAGUUUAAGAACGCCUGUCUGCUGCUGAUGACCCGACAAAGCUGGACAAAGAUGAGCUGAGGCCUUCACAAAACAAAUAAACGAACUGAAGACAAGAUUUUCUUUCUGGAGGCUUGAAAAUGAAGAUUGUAUAAGCUGGAGUUACUGCCUUCUGAAUCGUUAUGGGGAUGGCUGGUUAGAGAUCACUGUAGAAGCAUUCAAGAAUAUCUGGCAGAGGGGCUUGUGGAAUUGCAGAGAUCUGGUCUAAUUAUAGGAUCAGAGUUGAAAAUAAGCUGGUACAAGUCCCUACUGAGUACUGGUAAGAAAGUGGCUGAAGUAGUAUCGCACAUCUUCUGCUUUAGGCUCCCAAGAGAGACAGGACCACAAGAAUUUUAAGUUCCUGCAUCGGCCAGAAUGGACUCAAAAAGUACUGACUCAGCUUCUCCAGCAGUGAAAACGGACCUAAAAAGAAGUCAUUCAGAUCCAGCUAUAUAUUUUACUAAUACAGACCUUGAACCUCAGCACUGUCCUACCUUGUUGCCAGCUCCUGCAGCAGCCAAAAAGUUCCAAAGAAGUCAUUCAGCCCUGAAGGAUAAUGCAUAUCCAGCAAAAGUCAACCAGCGCCUAUCUAGUGUCAGCUCUACAGGUAUACGAUUGGAAGAAAUCAAGCGUUUGUUAACUGAACUGCAGAAACAUACCUCUGAGACACAGUCCUUGAAGGUGCCAGCCAUGAAGGAUAAUCCAUAUAAAGCAAAAGCUCAAGAGUCAGAAAUGUCUGUGCUACCAUACAAAAUAACCGUAAGGACAUCUACUGAGCAGGGAGUAGCAGGGCAAGAUGCUGUCCCCCACUCUCUGCUCUGCUCUGCUCUUCCUCCGACAGGUGCAAGUGAAGCAGCUCGCUUUGCAGCCUCUUCUAAUCCUGCCCUGAAGGAUAAUGCAUAUCCAGCAAAAGUCAACCAGCGCCUAUCUAGUGUCAGCUCUACAGGUAUACGAUUGGAAGAAAUCAAGCGUUUGUUAACUGAACUGCAGAAACAUACCUCUGAGACACAGUCCUUGAAGGUGCCAGCCAUGAAGGAUAAUCCAUAUAAAGCAAAAGCUCAAGAGUCAGAAAUGUCUGUGCUACCAUACAAAAUAACCGUAAGGACAUCUACUGAGCAGGGAGUAGCAGGGCAAGAUGCUGUCCCCCACUCUCUGCUCUGCUCUGCUCUUCCUCCGACAGGUGCAAGUGAAGCAGCUCGCUUUGCAGCCUCUUCUAAUCCUGCCCUGAAGGAUAAUGCAUAUCCAGCAAAAGUCAACCAGCGCCUAUCUAGUGUCAGCUCUACAGGUAUACGAUUGGAAGAAAUCAAGCGUUUGUUAACUGAACUGCAGAAACAUACCUCUGAGACACAGUCCUUGAAGGUGCCAGCCAUGAAGGAUAAUCCAUAUAAAGCAAAAGCUCAAGAGUCAAAUAUGUCUUUGCUACCAUACGAAGUAACCUUAUGGACAUCUACUGAGCGGGGAGUAGCAGAGGAACAUUUUGUUGAGAGGCACCAACAAGAACUGAUUCGCUGUGCUGUAGGGGUGAAUGUUGUAGUAGAGUUUCUGGAGUUCAAUGCUGUAAUAACAUUUCAUCAAAUGCGAGACAUCAAAGGUACCGAUCAAGAGCAAAUGCAGAAACUGUAUGAAUUAAUGCCAGCCUGGAGAACAUCUGGAAAGGAUCGGCUGCAAGAAAUCUUAAAGAAAACAAACAGACGACUUAUUGGGCAGCUUGCAGGGGGCCAUUUUGUGGACAGACAUCGGGAGGAGCUGAUCGAACAAGUGACGGAGGUCCCCCUGAACCAGCUUCGUGGGUUUGUACUGGAUGAGGAGCAAUAUGAGACUCUCCUUAACUGCACCACAGCGAAGAUGCAGAUGUCAGCCCUGUUCCAGAUGAAGCAGGAAUGGGAUAGGCAGCAGAAGGACUGGCUGUACCGAGUGCUGGCAGAAACCGAACCAGAUCUUACUAAUGUCCUUGAAGAGGGCCAUUUUGUGGACAGACAUCGGGAGGAGCUGAUUGAACGAGUGACAAAGGUCCCCUUGAGCCUGCUUGGUGAAUUUGUACUGGAUGAGGAGUAUAAGACUCUUCUUAACUGCACCACAGCAAAGAUGCAGAUGUUAGCCAUGUUCCAGAUGGAGAAGAAGCGGAACAGGCAGCGGAAGGAUCGGCUGUACCGAGUGCUGGCAGAAACCAAUCCAGAUGUUAUUAAAAUCCUUGAGGAGGAACACUUCAUUGAAAAACAUCAGGAGGAAGUGAUUCAUCGAGCCUGCAGGGUCAACACUGUCUUGCAGUGGCUCCACGAUCAGCAUUCCCUGAUAAAGGAGGAAUCAGACCAGAAGAAAAUGUUCCAGUUGUAUACCCUGGUGCCAAGAUGGAACAGGAAACAGAAGGACCAUCUUUACACCGUGUUGAAGAAAACAAAUGGACCCCUAAUUGCUGAACUUGAGGAGGGGCACUUUGUUGAAAGGCACAAGGAGUAUUUGAUGAAAAACAUCAUUGGGGAAAGAAAAGUUGCGCUCAUAUUAAUGGAACAGUGUACAAUCAGCUGUCAUGUGUAUGGCGACAUCUUGGGGAAGAAAAAAAUAAUGGAGAUGCUCUAUGAACUGGUGCCAAGCUGGAACGGAGAACAGAAAAAUUGUCUCUACAGGGCAUUCAGGAGCACCAAUGAACGCCUGAUCAAGGAACUUGAGAGUAGGAAAAGCAGAAAAGAUGGUUUGAUUCCCAACUGCCUUGCAGAGAAAUGCUGCUUGUGUGAAAGAGAGAAGGAUUUUCUAGAGAUCCAACCAGAGCUUGUUCCAAAUGCCGAAGAGAAGCUGACAACAUACAGAAUUCACCUCCCCAAGGCAGGCACCUUCCUGUGCUCAGUUACCGAACUCAAGUUUGAGGUGAAGGCGGCCGUGACUCUUGAAUAUGCAUUUCGUUCCUGGGAUCAGCACCUGAGCGAGGCCGUGAUGCAGACAUGGAUGGUGGCCGGUCCGUUGUUUGACAUCCGAGCAGAUGCUGAAGAGAAAGUGGCAGCUGUUCACCUCCCUCAUUUUUUGUGUCUCAGAGGGAGAAAAACAGAUGAGUCCCAGAUGAAAAUCGCCCAUUUUACUGAUGUGGGGAUGACCCUGGAGAAACCAGCGCAGGUGACCCAGUUUCAUGCUGUGUUGGAGAAUCCCAAAUUCUCUCUGCUGGGAGUGUUAAUCAAACCGAUCUACGAUAAGUUCUUCCGUGUGCAUGCCGUGGUGCUGCUUUAUCAGGCCUACAAGAGGAUCACGGCGCUUAACCUCUACUUGGUUCCCAAUGACUCUUCCUUGAUACAGGCAAUCAAAGAUGAAGAGGAGAAGUUCCACUCAGUGCUGGUGCGGAAACCACCUCAAACAAAGGAGCCCCUGCAUUAUGGCUCUCACUAUACAGUAUCCAGUUCAGCAGACCUCAAGAUAAGCCCACAGGAACUAGAAUUUACUUACAAGACCCCAGGACAGCUGCAAUCCUUUGUGGAAGUCCGUAUCAUAAAAAGCGAGAGAGUUGAUCUCAGUAUGAAAAACAAGGAAGAGCGUUGCUGUGUCUGGGAUACUUUGCUCGAACCAGAGGACUUGUUGGUUCCCACAGCCCCCACUGAAUUAAAGCAUAGUGAAGCAGCAAUUCAGGUGGAACAGCGCUUUUCUCGCCUGGAAAUUAGAGAAGAAAGGACGCAUUUUAUCGAACUUCACCGGGAGCAACUGAUCCAGCGGACUUGCAACGUGGAGGGGGUCCUGGAUAUACUCUUUGGAUCAGAAAUCCUGGAUGAAGAACAGUAUCAAAGAGUACUGUUAAAAGGAACCAACCAGGAAAAAAUGCGAGAACUCUACCAGCUGGUGCCGAGCUGGAACCGGGCUUGCAAGGACAAGCUGUACAGUGCACUGAAGAUGAAGAACAAGUUCCUCGUCCAAGAACUUGAAGGGAGCUGAGGCAGCAAAGACGGCAGAAUAAUACCUUUGCAGGCACAGGAAAUCCACCUCCACUCUCUCUCCUAUUUUCUCUUUGCUAUGCUGCACUUCACCUGCUGGUUUGAACACAGAGGUUGUUUUGUCCCAGUUGGUUGUUCCACCCUCCUCCUCUUUAUCCAGUUCCCUGAUAAGAGCUCCUGUAGCAUAGCGGUUAAGUGGUUGGAUUGCAAGUCAGCACUCUGCAGGUUUGACUUCCACUACUGCCAUGAGCUCUGCAGGUGGCCUUGGGUAAGCCACUCCUCUCAGCCCCAGCAGUAUUGUGGGGGUAAUAACAUGGACUUUGUUCACUGCUCUGAGCGGGACUCUAUGUAGGAAUUUAGCAAGUGUUUUCAUUUCAGUCAUGAAAGAGUUAAACUGUUUGUGUUACCUACUUAAUUAGUAAACAUACUUUGAAUGUAACCAUUAGAGCUUCGAAUAAGAUUCCCGCCAUAGAAAGGGGUGUCACUAAGCAUAAUGAAGUAAGACUAGGAUUUUCUAUUGGGCAGUUAGUUUAUUGGGGGCAAUUAAUUGCUUCUAUAUACUGAAGUUUUAUUGCUCUUUGUUCACCUUUCUCUCCUCUCACUACCACUCUCACUCUUACUUACUUCUUAUCUAGCAAGAUGUAGUCAGCUUAGCAAUUUAUUAUUUUCUCCAAAUGUAACUCUAAUUUUUAUCCUUUA
Messenger RNA from Eublepharis macularius, 4703 nucleotides. RefSeq lists its product as uncharacterized. The transcript is spliced from 27 exons. Gene Ontology annotation, cellular component: canonical inflammasome complex. Gene Ontology annotation, biological process: regulation of apoptotic process; inflammatory response; innate immune response. The record is from RefSeq and is a predicted model, not a curated record. Lineage: Eukaryota; Metazoa; Chordata; Lepidosauria; Squamata; Eublepharidae. The coding region runs from base 472 to 4005 and encodes 1177 amino acids.